Messenger RNA from Penicillium coprophilum, 2649 nucleotides. Its product is annotated as sulfatase domain protein. The coding region runs from base 1 to 2649 and encodes 882 amino acids. Gene Ontology annotation, molecular function: arylsulfatase activity. NCBI's taxonomy places the organism in Eukaryota, Fungi, Ascomycota, Eurotiomycetes, Eurotiales, Aspergillaceae. The record is from RefSeq and is a predicted model, not a curated record. The transcript has 2 exons.
AUGAAAGUUGUUCACGCUGUACAUGCUUAUUUGAGCAACGGCAUCCGGCGAGUUCGUCAGUCUCCUGCGGAAACCCUGGAUGCCGUAUGGGAUUUUGCCCGUCGUUAUUUCUUCACACUUGCCUUCCUGUCCUUAUUUUUGGCUAAAUUGCUGCAUCUUUACGCUCAUUUAUACUCCUUACCCCUACCCCGAUUCUUUCUAUGGGGCUUGACCUUCUUUUUUCAAGAUGUGAUGAUUCUACUCUUGUUCCGCAUUCUUUGCCAAAAGGUCGCGUGGCGACCGGGAGCCGCCGUACUGGCAAUCUUGGUUAUCCCCUCUAGUCUAAUCAUGUCCUUCAUGGCCGCCGCCAAUACCUCGUUUUAUGUCUUCACCGGGGCCGAGAUCCACUGGCGCCAAGCCAAAGCCUUCAAUGGGGAUGCCGCCGCCAUUCAUACCCUGCUCUCCGGCUUGACCGGCUUCUUGAUCGUCGAGGGAAUCCUGUUGACAAUCUCAUUGUUUGCGGCUCAUUCAAUUCAUGCCCUCACCGGAGGAAUCCUGCAUGUCUGGGCCUGGCCCGUUCGAUGGUUGUGGGCUCGUGUGCGACCGCACGUGGAGCCUCUGAUGCAGCGCUUCUGGCCCCGGUCCAAAUCCGAAGCCUCCGACCUGCCCGACCCUCGAAUCUAUGAACAGAUCAACAUGGACGACAAUGAUGACAUCAGUGACAAUGAAGAAGGGGACCAUCUGCUGAAUACCGCUCAAAUGCCCAACCGCCUUCCAGAGUCCAAGCGAGUUACCGAUGGGGUCCUCCAACGGAGCAUCAUCCUAGGGUUAUUCAGUCUCUUCCUGUUCCUCCGCUUCAUGCGACCGUGGGAUCCCAUCUAUAUGUACAUGUCAACUACCUUACCCUUGACAACGGUCAUCGAGGGCGCCGAGCGUCACUCCCCCGUCGAUACUACCGGCGUCCCCGGAAAUCUAAAUUAUCUAGAAAGGGCUACUGCAUUGCGCCCCGCACCCCAUUGGAGCUGGAUGUCAAAGGAACCCCUCAGCGGUUUUGAGGACUGGGAUCAAUCCGAUCCCCUGGCAGUGCACUACAACCCGAACGAGGACCCAUUGCAUAUCUCCAACCUUGACCAGCCCGUGCUGGAGGAGAUCCACAAGGCAUUGUCGAGCGGCGAGGUCAAGAUCAAGCAUGUCGUUUUCUUAAAACUCGAGAGUGCACGGGCCGAUAUCUUCCCGCUGCAAAAGGACAGCUUUAUGUACAAUCGCAUUGCGGAAUCUUGGAAGGACAAGAAGAUUCCCCAAGAGGUGGUGGACCGCCUGGCAAACCUCACCCGCACCGCCGAGUUUUUCACCAACUUCCCCACUGGAUUUGAGCACGAUGAUUCCCGUUUCGGCCGCAAAGCCUAUGGUGGCAUCAGCGCCAGGGAUGCCAUCACGAGCGCCACAUAUACCCUCAAGAGUUUGACCGGAAGUUUCUGUGGUGUGACCCCACUGGUCGCCGAUUUCAAUCGCGAAUUCGACCACCACAUCUACCAGCCCUGUCUGCCCCACAUCUUUGAUGCCCUCAGCCAGCAACCGGAUAUCACCAGCGAGACCGACGAUUUCACCAAGUGGCCGUGGCAUUCGACCUUUAUGAUGUCGGUCACCGAAACGUAUGACAACCAGGACAAAUUGACCCCCAUGUUGGGAUUCCGGGACAAACAGACCAAGGAGACCAUCAUUAAACCCGAAGCCAAGUAUUAUCCCGUCAAGAGUAAAGAGGUGAACUACUAUGGCUAUCCGGAAACCGAGCUUCGCGGGUACAUCCGUGAUGCCAUCGAUGAUGCGGAACGUGACCAUCAUCGUCUCUUCCUCAGCCACCUCACGAGCACCACUCAUCAUCCCUGGGGAGUUCCCAACGAUGCCUUUGAAGAGAUCAUGGGCUCCAAAUCCGGUUCGAACAACGAUAUGAAUCGCUACCUGAACUCGGUUGGUUAUGUGGAUGAUUGGCUCUCGGAACUCAUCGAUAUUCUGGAGGAGAAGGGAGUGGCCAAUGAGACCUUGUUCGUCAUGGCUGGAGAUCACGGUCUCUCCCUCCCCAACGAUGGCGGUAUCACUCCCUAUGAUAACCCCCACGUCGGCAGCUUCAAGGUUCCGAUCGUGAUUGCACACCCCCAACUGCCUCCCGUCCAGAUCGACACCCCAGUCAUCAACAGCCAAAUCGUCCCCACCAUCAUCGACUUGUUGAUCGAGUCGGCAUCCCUCAGCGAGGAUAGCACCCGGUCCGCCCGUGAUCUUCGCUCUUUGUACGAAGGUCAAUCCCUGAUCCGGCCCCAGGUCGUCGAGCAUGAGGGACGCGAGUCCUGGCAUUUCACCGUCAUGAACACAGGUGGCUCAUGGCUCUCCGUUCGUUCGGCCGCCCGGCCCGAGUUCCGCCUGGUGAUCCCCCUCGUCAACGACGUGGAAUGGCGUUUCUCCGAUGUUUCCAAGGACCCGAACGAGCUGAAGCCGAUCGAGCGUUUCAGUCUGGCUGAUCUAGCGGCCGCCGUCGGGCAAGAGUAUGAUGAAAAAACUCUCGAAUGGCUAUACAACGCCUCUUAUGUUGCCAAUUGGUGGGUCUUGGAGAACUGGGACCGAUGGAGAUACUCCCCAAAGGCCAAAGAAGAGGCCAAAGAGGAUAAGGGACACUAA